GACUGGUGUUGGGCUGUCUUUCAUAACUGCAUUUCUGUCAUUGGCACACGAGGCAUUUUCGGGAACACUUCUCUUCGAUCCAACGACUGGAAUCUACAUACAACGAAGAAGGUCCGUGGAACACAACUUUGAACCCGAAUAGUGCGCCGCCAAGAGGAUUCCUUCGCAGAGCCAGAGAGUGCUUGAGAAGCGGGGACUGACUGAAAUAGAGAGGGGGGAAAGAGAAGGCAGGAAAGAAAGAAAGAGGAACAAUCAAGGGAUACAUGGAACACGGAGGAUUUGCCUUCAGUAAAAAGGAGGGCGCUGGUUCCCUCUAAAAGAGGAGCAAUGUUUUUAUUGUUGGACUUGCGCUCGUUCUCAUACACUCCGGAGAGAGGAAUCAGUUAGAAAUUUGUCGUAGUGCAGGAAGGGAACCAAUCGUUCCAUUCCCAGGCAGAUUAUCCAUGUGAACUCGAGAGAGCAACUUAUUCGUCCCAUUGCAUUUUUUCACACCAGUCGAGUGGAAUUUUGCUUUCUUUUCGUUGGACCCUUUUUGUUGGAAUCAUGACAUAUCAAGUGCUUUGGUUUUUUCUAGUGCUCCUCAUUAAAGGGGAUAAAGUGUACAGUGAGCAAGCUCAAUGCCCUUCAGAUGGAGAGCGAUGGACUCCGAUGAGUCCCGAAAAGCGAGUGGUCCGAUCGAACACAGCCAUCAAAGCCCUCGUGACUAACACCCAUGAAGAUCUGGGCAAUCCCAAUGGGUUCAUUGCCGAAUUUUGGAUCCUGGAUGUUUACAAAGGUGCCGACAAACUUGCCGCCAGUCUCGGGGUUUUGGGCGGACCCAGUGGGGUGUUCAACCUCAGAGACCAGCGACUCAAUGUCAGUCAUUUCGGUGACAAGUCCAAAUGCGAGAGCACCCCCAUUCUUCAGAAGAGCUACAUCCUGCUUUUGACCACAGAGUCUUUAGCCGAGAGUGUCAGUCUCAGUCAAGGCCAACUUCCGAACAUAUCACCUCUGAGUUUUGCAUCUUCAUCUUCUUCAUCAUCAUCUCACCAUCACUCUGCCAAUCGAAGGCCCCAAUCCCACUUGGUGGCUCGAUACGAUGACCCCUAUGGGGCGAUCAUCGAUUAUUCGACUGACAUGGAGGACAUUGUCAUGAAAGCCUUGGGUUGGCACGAAUGGGGCGAUUGGAGUCCCUGCUCUCAAGUUUGUGGGAACGGGGAACAGAAACGAAUUCGAACAUGUUCCACAUCUCCAGAUUGCCCGAGCUACAACGUGGAAAAGCGAGCUUGUAACUCUUUCAAGUGCUCCAGCGCAAUAAACACUUUGAGUGUGUCCGAGGAUCGCUAUUUCAAGCCCUCACCUUCAGCAUUUCACCGAGUCAAGGGGCGUGGCAAGGAUGCAUGGCUGAUUCGUCCCGGCUCAUAUUUCCUACUCCCGUUCCGCCAGGCGUUUGGCCGAGAUUUCCCCAAGGAUUUUACCGUGUUCCUCACUUUAAGGCCGACUGAAGAGUCCGAGGGAAUCAUCUUCAGCAUCAAUGCGAGGAAUUCUAGACAGGAAUACAUUUCGUUGGAGCUCAAUGAAGGCCGCUUGGAAUUGGUACACUCCAUGGCCAAUGGAUCCAAGAUCAUCGAUAUCCCGGCCAGGAUCAGUGAUGGAAAAGGAUGGCAUCAACUCGCUCUGAGUGUUGAAGGGGGGAGCUCAGUAAGGACCUACUUGGAUUGUCAUUGGAUCACCACCCAAAUCCUUCAUCGACACUCGCUGACUGUUCCCGAUAACGCGGAUUUGAUCAUUGGAUACAUGUUCCAGGGGGAAAUCGAGCAAUUGACUGUGAGCGAACAGGCUGGAGCCGUGUCCGAGCAAUGUUCCUCCUCCAAGAUCCCAGUGGAGGACAGGAGUGCCAGUUAUGACCAAAAUGCUCCUCCUCAUUAUCACCAUCACCUAGAGACAAAGGAAUCCACGGCCAGUGACAUUGACAUCGACGAAGAUCAUCACCAACAUGACACGUCCCCAACACUCUAUCGAGCCUCCCAAACCAAUAAGGCCCCGGUGUCUCUUCAAUCAUCUGGUCCCCAAAAUGGGCCUGACUACAUGGACGAGGAAUACGUGGACCUUGAUUGGACACCCGACACCACCAUCACAACCACUGUCUCAGCUCAAGCACACGAUCAGUCGGAUCUGGCAAGCAAAUCAAAAUCGAAAGGACCCGUCACGAGUAAAAACUUGUUUUCGACAGAAGGGGCUAUUUCAAGUGGUGCCAAAACUUCUGACGUUGGUUCACAAAUCGGAGCCCAAAGGGUCGAUUUGGAAGGCAGUGGCUCAUCGGAUGAGGAAGGCGAUGACGAAGAAAACCAGGAAAAUGGCCAUCUCGGACCACGGGAAGUCGGACCAAGAACUGGUCCUGAAGAGGCGGAAGGAAGUGGAACGGGAAAAGGAAAUUCCAUGGAUGAAGAAGACGAAGAAGGGUCUGGAGAUUAUGAGCUCGAGUGGUCGGCAUGGGGUGAGUGCUCUGUCAGUUGUGGCGCGGGCUUCCAAUCUCGAUCCUCCAGGUGUGCUGACAACGGAUUCAUGGAGGAAUGUAUUGGGGCCGGAAACGAGCGGCAGGAGAAGCGACCUUGUCACUUGGAGGCCUGCUCCCAAGUCGCUCAUUGGGAGAAGAUCCUGCCGGGACGGACUUGGCAGCGUGGUUUUCCAAACAUUAUCACAAAGGAGGAUAUCCACCAUUCCCGAGACCAAGGGAAGUUCCAUUCCGGUUUCACCACAAGUUCAUCCGCCCAGGCGAGUAAUGCACCCACCAAAGUUCCAAAUGGGCGGGAAGAAAAAGUUGAAGAACACACCAACACGAUCCACAUUGUUCCAAACUAUUGGGUGCCAGCCCAUCUUGUUGCCAAAGGCGGGCCAUUUGCGAAAUAUGAUGCAACCCAAGCUUCCGCAGCCGUGAAUUUGGUGUCAAGUUCAAGAGGGAUCGAUUGCCAUUGCCAGAACGGGGGGACAUGCUUCCAGAAAACUGCUUCUGUCAAAUGCCAAUGCGAGAAAGGCUUCUACGGGAAGUUCUGUGAGAAGGCACUCUGCCGCCCCGAAUGUUUGAAUGGAGGCCAAUGUAUUGAGCCGGAUGUUUGCGCCUGUCCAAACGGGUUCACCGGAGCUCGUUGUCAGAGAGCCUUCUGUCAUCCUGGCUGUCAAAAUGGCGGCACCUGCGUGGCACCCUUUCAAUGUGCUUGUCCCCAAGGAGUUCGAGGCGCUUUUUGUGAGGAGUUUUCGUGUGAGCCCAAGUGUGCCAAUGGGGGGUUCUGCAUUGGUCACAACAAAUGUUCCUGUCCACACGGAUUUUCCGGCCGCGAUUGUCUGGAACGAACGUGCACACUCAAAUGUGAAAAUGGAGGAGUGUGCACCAUGCCAUCCAACCAAUGUAAAUGCUCCGAGGGGUUCUACGGCAAAACUUGCCACAAGAGGAUUUGCAAGAAUUACGUGUCAGUUCGUGAGCCUCGCCGUCGACUCUAUCAGCAAGUCGUGGACGUGGCCUUCGAUACGAUUUGUUCCAAUGGGCAAAUCUGCACGAAAAGUCGACCGGAAUACAAGACCACUUUCAAAACCGUCUACCGAACAAUCUACAAGUGUGCCGAGAAAUAACCAGGAGCAUCGCUUUAUCUCGCCAGCCAUGAACUUGUAAAUAUAUAUAUGCCUCCUCGAGUCUGAUGGGUGUGUGUAUAUUUCGAGUGUCGGGGAGUCGUUUGUGAAUGAUGAUUGACGACGACUCGCAUAAUCCUUCUCCAAAUCCCAUACCUCAUGAGGACGAAUGGUGAGACGGGACGAAGAUCAAAGUGACUCCCAUAGAUCAUAUCAUCAAAAGCUUUUCAACGAUACUCAAAUUACUGCUGUCACUGUUCAGUGCUCACUCACUCACCUACUUACUUACUUACUUGCAUACCAGCAUACAUAUAUACACACAUACGUAGACAUACACAUACACACAAGCGCACACAGUCACUUACGUAAACAUGAUCAGUCUGUCAGUUUCACAGUCAGUAAGUUAUGUGCGAUGUAAGAUCAUGUACUCGUAUCGUUACUAUCAUUGUCAUAUGAUUGCUAUUAUCCAUUCCCAUUAACUCAAUUUCCCACGUGAUCCUCCUCCUUGCUACUAGAUUCAUUUAUCUUUGUUCUCAGUGAAAAGAAAGUAUCUUAUAGGUAUGCGUUCCCAUUUGUCGAGACUCAUUUGCCCCAAUCAAUCCCUAUCACGUGUAAAAAACGAGAAAUACAUCUUUGUUAAUAACACGCGGA
Molecule: messenger RNA, 4254 nt
Organism: Tigriopus californicus
Lineage: Eukaryota; Metazoa; Arthropoda; Copepoda; Harpacticoida; Harpacticidae
Exons: 13
Coding region: 544-3606 (1020 amino acids)
Biological process (GO): anatomical structure development
Cellular component (GO): extracellular region; cell surface
Molecular function (GO): signaling receptor binding
Source: RefSeq, a predicted model, not a curated record